UUGCAAGUCUUAGCUGGUCUAAGAACGUGUAAUAUAAAAUAUUUUUUGCCGAUGAUGAAAACUAAACUAAAAUAUUUAAUAAGAUUCAAUAAUGGAAACUGUACGACCUUGCGGUUGUAAAGGAAUUCGUACAUGCCUAAUUUGCGAAGCAGAAUUUGACAUUUUAAAGCCAGAUUUAGCAAGUGACUUAAAGAAAUGUCAAAGUUACGUGUACUGUCCUCUGUGUGAAAAAUCAUGGCCAGGAUGGGAUAUGAAUUGGUAUAAACAACAUCCCAAUCAUCCUGGAACUCCUAUUGACUUUCCUGGUGUAUAUAUACAGUUAGAUUUUUUGAAACAUCAUGAAUUGCAACUACUAAUCAAAGACUUAGAUUCUUUACCAUGGGAUAUAUCUCAAAGUGGUAGGAGAAAACAAAAUUAUGGGCCGAAAACCAAUUUUAAGAAAAAAAAAUUACGCAUAGGAAAUUUUAAUGGUUUUCCUAGAAACACUAAAUUUGUCCAAGAAAAGUUGAAUGAAGUUAAAGAAUUGGAAAAGUUUCAAACAAUUGAACAGUGCAGUUUGGAAUAUGAUCCUAAGCGUGGUGCUUCAAUUGAUCCCCAUAUAGAUGACUGUUGGAUUUGGGGAGAGCGCAUUGUCACAGUUAAUGUUUUAGGUGACUCAGCUUUGACAAUGGUACCAUAUCGAGGUAACAGUGAGAAAUACAAUUUGAGCUAUGUUGAAAACUUCAAGGAUACAAAGUUACCAGAAAAAGACAUUGUGGUAAGAUUACCUAUGCCAGAAGGAUCUUUAAUGGUCCUAUAUGGAGCAGCAAGGUACAAAUGGGAACAUGCUGUUCUAAGAGAAGACGUAAGCAGUCGACGAGUUUGUUUAGCAUACCGGGAAUUUACUAAACCGUACCUGCCGGAUAGUAAAGGUAAUUGCAGUAAUGAAUCAUUGGAAAUUCUCGAAAAAGCGAAAAAAUUUUGGUAAUAUUUAAC
Phymastichus coffea is the source of this 975-nucleotide messenger RNA. Its product is annotated as alpha-ketoglutarate-dependent dioxygenase alkB homolog 4. Lineage: Eukaryota; Metazoa; Arthropoda; Insecta; Hymenoptera; Eulophidae. The record is from RefSeq and is a predicted model, not a curated record. The transcript is spliced from 5 exons. Gene Ontology annotation, molecular function: demethylase activity; oxidoreductase activity. The coding region runs from base 92 to 967 and encodes 291 amino acids. Gene Ontology annotation, biological process: oxidative demethylation.